Messenger RNA from Candoia aspera, 4870 nucleotides. RefSeq names its product lysine acetyltransferase 2A (gene KAT2A). The record is from RefSeq and is a predicted model, not a curated record. Bases 4 to 2538 code for a protein of 844 amino acids. Gene Ontology annotation, molecular function: protein binding; histone H3 acetyltransferase activity. Gene Ontology annotation, biological process: positive regulation of transcription by RNA polymerase II; chromatin remodeling. Gene Ontology annotation, cellular component: ATAC complex; nucleus. The transcript has 18 exons. NCBI's taxonomy places the organism in Eukaryota, Metazoa, Chordata, Lepidosauria, Squamata, Candoiidae.
CUGAUGGCAGGGAGCAUGCGCAACAGCGCUCAACACCCACAGACAAAGGCCCCCUCCCAACUUCUGAACAUGCUCAGUGGCGUCCACGCGCCCACGCCGUCUCGCAGGGUCUUGGGCAUCAUGGCGGAGGCAGAGGUCUCACAAGCUACCCGGAUCCCGCAGACUAGCGCUCCUUCCUCCGCCACCUCCUCUGCAGUUACAACGCCGCCGGUAGUGGGGGGAAGCGGAGCUGGAGGAAGCACCAGCGAUCCGGUCCGUCCAGGAUUAAGUCAGCAGCAGCGCGCGAGCCAGCGCAAGGCGCACGCGCGGAGCUUCCCGCGGGCAAAAAAGCUGGAAAAACUGGGAGUAUUUUCAGCAUGCAAGGCUAAUGACUCUUGCAAAUGCAAUGGCUGGAAGAACCCAAAUCCUCCCACAGCUCCCCGCAUGGAUUUGCAACAAACAGUCACCAACCUCAGUGAACCCUGCCGUAGCUGUGGACACACACUAGCUGACCAUGUUUCUCAUCUGGAGAAUGUCUCUGAGGAAGAGAUCAACCGCCUUCUGGGGAUGGUGGUAGAUGUGGAGAAUCUCUUCAUGUCUGUGCAUAAAGAGGAAGACACAGACACCAAACAAGUUUAUUUCUACUUGUUCAAGCUUCUAAGAAAAUGCAUCCUACAGAUGAGCCGCCCUGUUGUCGAGGGCUCCCUUGGGAGCCCCCCCUUUGAGAAGCCAAACAUUGAGCAGGGUGUCUUAAACUUUGUACAGUACAAGUUCAGCCAUCUGCCCCCUAAGGAGCGACAGACCAUGUUUGAGCUUUCUAAAAUGUUUCUUCUCUGCCUAAACUACUGGAAGCUCGAAACGCCAUCCCAGUUCCGCCAGCGCUCCCAAAACGAUGACGUGGCAACAUACAAAGUCAACUACACGCGGUGGUUGUGUUACUGCCAUGUUCCCCAGAGCUGUGACAGCCUUCCCCGUUACGAGACCACCCAGGUCUUUGGGCGCAAUCUCCUCAAGUCCACUUUCACAGUUACCCGCCGGCAGCUGCUUGAGAAAUUCCGAGUGGAGAAAGAUAAGCUGGUUCCAGAGAAGCGGACCCUCAUUCUCACUCACUUCCCCAAAUUUCUGUCGAUGCUGGAGGAAGAAAUCUAUGGGGAGAGCUCUCCAAUCUGGGAAGCCGACUUUACUAUGCCUGCAACAGAAGGUGCUCCACUUGUACCUCGGCCAGCUAUCAGCACUGUUCCUGCAGCUAGCACUCCAUUGUUCAACAAAUCUCUGAGCUGCAGCUCAUCUUUAGCAUCUAUUAAUCUGGAUGGGAGUUCACUGGAUUCUGUGCCAGGUGAGAAGAGGAAGCUUCCAGAAAGUUUGACCCUUGAGGAUGCAAAGAGGAUCCGUGUGUUGGGUGAUAUUCCAAUGGAGCUUGUUAAUGAAGUGAUGCUGACCAUUACUGAUCCAGCAGCCAUGUUGGGGCCUGAGACCAGUCUACUGUCAGCAAAUGCAGCCCGGGAUGAGACAGCCCGCCUAGAGGAACGGCGUGGGAUCAUCGAAUUCCAUGUCAUCGGCAACUCACUCUCUCAAAAAUCAAACAAGAAGAUCCUCAUGUGGCUGGUUGGGCUGCAGAAUGUUUUUUCACAUCAGUUGCCUCGAAUGCCCAAGGAAUACAUCACCCGCCUGGUUUUUGACCCCAAGCACAAGACUCUGGCAUUAAUCAAGGAUGGCCGAGUGAUUGGUGGGAUCUGCUUUCGGGUGUUCCCAACGCAGGGAUUCACUGAGAUUGUCUUUUGUGCUGUCACAUCUAACGAGCAAGUCAAGGGCUAUGGGACUCACCUUAUGAAUCACCUGAAGGAGUACCACAUCAAACACAGCAUCCUCUACUUCCUCACUUAUGCAGACGAAUACGCCAUUGGUUAUUUCAAGAAGCAGGGUUUUUCAAAAGAUAUCAAGGUCCCCAAGAGCCGCUACCUUGGCUACAUCAAGGACUACGAGGGAGCCACCCUGAUGGAAUGUGAGCUGAAUCCUCGGAUCCCCUACACAGAGCUUUCACAUAUUAUCAAGAAGCAGAAGGAGAUCAUCAAGAAGUUGAUAGAGAGAAAGCAAGCCCAGAUCCGAAAAGUCUACCCUGGCCUCACUUGCUUCAAGGAGGGUGUUCGUCAUAUCCCAAUUGAAAGUAUCCCAGGCAUCCGGGAAACAGGAUGGAAGCCCCUGAGUAAAGAAAAAGGAAAGGAGCUCAAGGAUCCAGACCAGUUGUAUACUACUUUGAAAAAUCUCCUUGCCCAAAUCAAGACCCAUCCUAGUGCGUGGCCAUUUAUGGAACCAGUGAAGAAAUCUGAAGCUCCUGACUACUAUGAGAUUAUCCGCUUCCCCAUUGACCUCAAGACGAUGACAGAAAGGCUCAAGAAUCGUUAUUACAUUACUAAGAAGCUCUUCAUUGCUGACUUGCAGCGUGUCAUUACCAACUGUCGUGAGUAUAACCCGCCGGAGAGCGAUUACUGUAAGUGUGCCAACACCCUGGAGAAGUUUUUUUAUUUCAAGCUGAAGGAAGGGGGACUCAUCGACAAGUAGGGACAGUUGCUGGCUGCCUGGGGUUCCAUCUCCAUUUUAUCAGCCCCUCUCUGGCUUGUGAACAACUGGAGACUUUCCUUGCUGCCUUUUGCCACACUUCAUGCACAAACUAGAUGUGACUGGCUGGACAUCAGAAGUUUGUCUUUGCUUGAUGUUGUGGGAAGGAAGAGACAAUAUGCACAGAUAUCUCUCCCUGAAUGGACUGGGAUCUGCCAUCAGCCCUCUUAGUUUCUGAGCCUUAUCUCUCUGUCUGUUGGGCCUGCCUUUCCAGAAGGACUCUUUUUACCAAGAAAGGAUUCUGGAUUGUCAUGUAAGCUAUGAGGGAUUUGCUGCAAGUUCUUCCAGUUUUCCCUUUCUUCAGUUCCCUUUGUCCCAAACUCUGGAACAGCUUUCCCCAGUUGGUCCCCUCCAGAUGUAUUGGGCUUGAGCUGUCAUUCUCCCCUCAGCUAGAAUGAAUUGAAGAACAACACAUCUACUGAGAACCAGAAGAUCGGGGAAAUUCUCCAAAGUUGCUUCAGAGAAUUUCAUUUGUUUGUUGCACUCCCUUUUUUUUUUGAGGUUCAGCCAUUACUUCUUGACAUGUGAAUGUAGAAAAGGAGUAAUCAAGUAAGAGAGACCAGGAGGAUGGGAACUUGGGGAGAUUUCAAGCACAGAGUUUUUCAAAGAGCCUUUGAUUGGGACCAUGUCUGAAGCCCACUCUCCCCUUCAGCCGGUGUACAAGUAACUAGUGCUUGAACGCUGUCUACAAGAAAAGAACUUUUGUAUCUUAGGUUGCAUCAGAUCUGACUUGAAGGGGAGGAAAUUACGGGGAGGAAUUCAGGAGAGAAUAGCUACUUGCCAUUUUUGUCUUCUCAUUUGGCCUAAUGGAUUCUGGGUCAGUGAUCUUUACCCUUGCAGAAUUGAUCAAAUAUCCAAAUGGAACUUCACUAUAUCCUAGAGAAUGAUGAUAUAUUUAGGACUCCUUCCUCAUAUACCAAAUCAAAAUGAGCAAAUUUGUGCCCCAUUACUCCUUCCCCGCUGUAUAUUCUUGCCACAAAAUUCGAUCCUUUCCUUAUUAUGUUUCUUCUGCUCUUGUUGGUCAUCAGAUCUCUGGUCUGUGGAAGCUAAAUCUAAGGGUUGUAACUCUAAUGGUUUUGAACUCUGCCCCUCAUUAGUUGUGACUUUUCAAGCCUCUCUGUUCAUCUCUGGUGCUUUUCUGAUUAUGUCAGCGACAAUGGUGAUUGUAUUUUUCUCUCUCACACAUUCCCAUUAUGCACUUUGCUGCACAUAUGUCUGUAUCUGCCAUCUAUGUUACUUUGAAAAAUGUUAGGAGAGAUGUUAUCGUUUCAUUUAUGGCAGCCAGUUUUACUGCUAAUUAGAUUUUUUGAACUCCCACAUUGUUCAAUGAAUUAUGGUUAACUUUCAAGUUGAUAGGCACAUACAUCGCAUCAAUAUAUGUACCACUGUGUGAUGGAACAAAGCUAAACUCCCCAAUUAUUUCUCAGCUGAAAAAGCCUGUUAUUUCUGGUUGUUCUUUCUGUUUACAUGGGGUGAGUGAGUUGAUGAAAACACUUACUAUUCAAUUACAGUCCACCACAUAUAGGGCAGUGUUAAGGUUUUAAAAGACUGCUUUAGAUGGUAAUGAAGUUUCUUAGUAGCUUGCAUUAAAUGGGGGUAUGGAUUGCCUGCAGUCAGUGUCCACUUCUUUCCAGAACUCUCUGAGGCAAAGGAACAGAGGGGCAAGAAAUGCUGGUCCUCUUUCCCCACUGAUGUGACAGAGCCAUUCAGCAAGUGGGAAGGGGUGGAAUGGAAAAGGUGAGUGGACAAAUGGCUCCCGUUCAAUUACCAGUCACUUUGUUUCCUGCUUUGUGAAUUGACUUUGCAGUUGGAAAUCACUAAAUACUUGCUCUAGAAAUCAUAAUUUGAUAGGGGCAGCAAAGAUAUAACAUCUUAUUCACAAUUAUCCAGAUGCUUUUGUCAAUGUUGAACAUUUGCUUCAGCCAGACUCCAAAGAAGUUGCCAUGGAGAUUAAAUCAAAUGCUUUCUUCUGUUUCAUCUUCAGCACAUGCACCCCCCUCAUCCCCCUUCCUUUCACAAGAAAAAGAAUUGCCCUGUGUGCUCCUUUGAGGAAACAUAAUGGGGGGAGUUGAGGGAGAGAGGAAACCAUUUGAGCGGUAAUCCACCUGCCUUCUCUCCUGUUGCCUUAUGUCCACCACUUCUGUGCUUAAGUUGUACAAUUGCAGGACCUGAUUCUGCCAUUCUGGGCCUUCCAAUAGUAUUGCCAUUCCAUUUUUUAAUACAUGAAAUAAAAUAAAAAUAAAGGACAUGUCUAAGCAGAUAAAGUGUGCUAUUU